AUGGAAGUACUUAACGAUGUUGGAAAUGGACAAGUUCAUCAUUAUCUUAUUAAAAAUACAUUUGGAUUUGAUUAUGAUCAAGAUAUUAUUUGUUGUGGAGGAUUUUCUUAUCAUGAAAAACAAUUAAAAUUUAGUAGUGUUUGGUUAAAUGAAAGAAACCAAAAAGGUUGGGAAAGUGAUGGAUCAAAGUAUUUAAGCGGACCUGAACAAAUUUUAGUAGAAUAUUGUUUUGAAGAGUAUAAGAAAUUUGGUAGUCAUCAUAUAUUUAAAAUACCUAAUUAUAUCGAAAAGCAGUUGAUUAAUAGUGAGUUAAGGAUGUGGUCCUACCCAACAAAUGUUGGCUUGAUUUAA
Dentiscutata erythropus is the source of this 351-nucleotide messenger RNA. NCBI's taxonomy places the organism in Eukaryota, Fungi, Glomeromycota, Glomeromycetes, Diversisporales, Gigasporaceae. The record is from the annotation of a GenBank genome assembly.